AUGAAUCAAAGCCACACAGCUGUGACAACAUUCCUCCUCAUGGGAUUCAUGGACCACCCAGAGCUUCAGGUCCCCCUCUUCAUUCUCUUCCUGGGAAUCUACCUGAUUGUACUGGUGGGGAACACUGGCAUAAUCGUCUUAACUAGGAUUGAUGCUCGGCUUCACACGCCAAUGUACUUCUUCCUCAGAAACCUCUCCAUUGUAGACAUGGGCUACUCUACUGCCAUUGCCCCCAUGCUGUUGAAAACCUUGGUGGCCAAGAAUACAACCAUUUCAUUCCUGGGAUGCACGGUGCAAUUCUUCCUUUUUGCUGUCUUUAUAACCACUGAAGGUUGCCUUCUGGCUGUGAUGGCCUAUGAUCGCUACACAGCCAUCUGCAGAUCAUUGCUAUAUUUCGCUACCAUGUCAAAGAAGUUUUGCUCCACAUUAGUAGCAGCUGCAUAUGCCUGUGGCUUUACAAGUUCGGCUCUCCAGACCUUUUUUAUAUUUAGUCUGAACUUCUGCAGUUCAAAUGUCAUUAAUCAUUUUUUCUGUGACGCCCCUCCAAUGCUUAAGUUGUCCUGCUCAGACACCCAUGUUACCCAUGCUGUGCAUUUCGUUUUAUCCGCUACAAUUGCACUGACAACUUUUCUGAUUGUCUUGGCUUCCUACGUUGCCAUUGCUGUAGCCAUCCUGCAGAUCCACUCUGCACAGGGCCGAUUCAAAGCCUUCUCCACCUGUGCCUCCCACCUGACCACCGUCACCAUCUUCUUCGGCACCAUCAUCUUCAUGUACAUUCGGCCUGGCUCCAGGUUCUCUAUGGACCAGGACAAAAUAGUUUCUGUGUUCUACACUCUAGUGAUCUCCCUGCUCAAUCCACUCAUCUACAGCCUUAGAAAUAAAGACAUGAAGGAUGCUAUGCGCCGUAUGGAGCAGAAGUCUUGGUAA
This is a messenger RNA of Varanus komodoensis (Komodo dragon), 927 nucleotides long. Its product is annotated as olfactory receptor 1020-like. The coding region runs from base 1 to 927 and encodes 308 amino acids. Gene Ontology annotation, molecular function: odorant binding; olfactory receptor activity; G protein-coupled receptor activity. Gene Ontology annotation, biological process: G protein-coupled receptor signaling pathway; sensory perception of smell. Lineage: Eukaryota; Metazoa; Chordata; Lepidosauria; Squamata; Varanidae. The record is from RefSeq and is a predicted model, not a curated record. The transcript is spliced from 2 exons. Gene Ontology annotation, cellular component: membrane.